This is a messenger RNA of Candidozyma pseudohaemuli, 690 nucleotides long. It is a transcript of the gene FAD1, whose product is annotated as FMN adenylyltransferase. Gene Ontology annotation, biological process: FAD biosynthetic process. The transcript has 2 exons. Bases 1 to 690 code for a protein of 229 amino acids. NCBI's taxonomy places the organism in Eukaryota, Fungi, Ascomycota, Pichiomycetes, Serinales, Metschnikowiaceae. Gene Ontology annotation, molecular function: FMN adenylyltransferase activity. The record is from RefSeq and is a predicted model, not a curated record.
AUGACUCAGAAGGAACAUAGGGAACAGUGCAGCUUUUUGCUAAGAUGUGAAGAGGCAUACGACUUAGUGCAAGACUUCCUUAAUGACUCUUCACCCCAUGGCGCAAUCUCUCCGAGAGCAAAGGGGUACACCUACCGCCCUCAGCGUCGUCAGGUUGUAAAAGAGAAAGUGAAGAAGUCCCUUGAGGUGCUAGAGUCUUUCAUAGAGAGACACAGACUUGACUCGAUUUACAUCAAUUCCGAGGAGCCGUUUCCCGAAGUUCUGGAAUUCAUCACCGAGUCUACAGAUUUCUACAGUCUCAAUCCAUUUACCAUAAAAUCAUCAUUGAAGGAGGGAUUCCAACUUUACUUAAAUGAAAAGCCUACCAUAAAAAGUAUCGUCGUUGGUAUCAGGUAUGCCGACCCGUACGGUUCAAUGUUACAAUAUGAACAAGAGACCGAUCAUGACUGGCCUAAGUUUCUCCGUGUGCAUCCAAUUUUGCAUUGGCAUUACGUCGACAUUUGGGAUUUCAUCAUAGGCUGUGAUUUGGAAUAUUGUCUGCUUUAUGACAAAGGUUAUACCUCGAUUGGCGGUGUUGACACAACGUCGCCAAACGAAUUCCUCAAAAUUGGUCCUGAUUUCCUUCCAGCUUACAUGCUAGAAGAAUACGCAGAUGAGAGGGAGCGUUUAGGCCGGGAUAAAAAGACAUAG